Molecule: messenger RNA, 6884 nt
Organism: Mobula hypostoma (lesser devil ray)
Lineage: Eukaryota; Metazoa; Chordata; Chondrichthyes; Myliobatiformes; Myliobatidae
Product: solute carrier family 2, facilitated glucose transporter member 11-like
Exons: 14
Coding region: 924-2354 (476 amino acids)
Biological process (GO): monosaccharide transmembrane transport
Cellular component (GO): plasma membrane
Molecular function (GO): hexose transmembrane transporter activity
Source: RefSeq, a predicted model, not a curated record
ACUGGACAAGGCAGCGCUGGACACGGCGGCAAAUCACUGGGAGAAAUAACACAAGAAGGAGCAAAGUGAAGGAUCGGUCAGGAAUGCCGGUGAGUUCGCUGACUUGCAGCGAUGGUUGAGCAUGGACUGCGGGGACUGAGGGAGUGGGGCCGACGCCGGCACACCAGCCCGGCGGCUCCGGAUGAAGCGAGCCUGCCGUGUCCGUGAUGGAGAAGGGCCGCAGAAAUAGAUUCAGGUAGUCCCCUCCCCCCCCCCAUAAUGGCAUUCCUCGUUCGUGUGCACUUCACAGUGUAAACCGCAUGGAAGUAAUAAGUACAGCGACGAGCGCAGAAAUACCGGAAUAGUGCGCACCGGAAUGCUAAACUGACAGUGAUAGCAGAGGUCCGGCGACAGAGGCUGUAACCCGACGUGCCGACUCAAUCCCCCAGGUAGCCCGUGUCCUGGUGCAUGCGUUGGUCCUCUGCAUCCAUAGCUGCUGUUCUGCACAUUUCCCGUUGCUCCAGUUGACGGUAUCCGCAGUCACCCGUGUCUCCUCCUUUUACCAUUCUGCAUUUCUGCCAGUCGUUCCGCCUGGUCAGUGUGCUGACGGGAGUGGUGAGCUGAGACUACAACCUGACCUCUCCCGAGUGGUCUCCCAAAUCAUUCCCGGGAUUGGAAGACAGUCAGGACGAGAUCACACAGACGCGGAAAAACGCGGGCUGAAACAGACCCUCUGGCAAACCAGGAAUUGUUUCCCAUUAAAAUCAGUGCCUGGUGAAGAAAAGCACUUUCUGCAUUUACUCGUGACUUGCGGAAAUCUAAAAGUCAUUCAGCUCUGGAUUUAUGAAGGAGGCUUGAUUUUCCUGCUUCCUGUUUAGCCUUGAUGCUGCCUCUUCCUUAAAUCUUGACUUCUCACCUAACCAUCUUGCAGGAAAAGUCUAUAAAUGGAUUUGCUGCAAAUGAGGGGUCUCCUCCUAACCAUCUUUGCUGCCUGCAUUGGUGGUACCUUCCAGUUUGGCUUGAACCUGACGAUCAUUAAUGCACCAACAACCUUUAUUCAAAUGUUCAUCAAUGAAACCUGGAUUGAGCGUUAUGGCAAACCUCUGGAAAGCAAAGUAAUCACACUGCUCUGGACUAUCAUCAUAACUGCCUUCUGUGUUGGAGGAGUGGUCGGUGCAUUUAUUGCUGGACCCAUGGCCAUAACCUGUGGCAGGAGGAAUUCGCUGCUACUGAGCAAUAUUUUUGUGCUCGUUGGUACUUUGCUGAUGGGACUGAGCAAGACGGCCAAAUCCUUUGAAAUGAUUUUAAUUGGGAGAUUUUUUACUGGAAUAAGCUCAGGUGUGGGAGUGAAUAUCAACCCCAUGUACCUCGGUGAGAGUGCACCAAAGAAGAUACGAGGCAUAGUGGCCUUGUCAUAUGCUCCGUUCACUGCAGCGGGAUUAGUGACUGGGCAGGUUUUAGGUCUUAGUGAGGUACUUGGCAGGGAAGAAACAUGGCCCAUCCUGCUGUCAGCCUCUGCAGUACCAGCUCUAAUCCAGCUGGCCACUCUUCCGUGGUGCCCAGAAAGUCCCAGGUACUUGCUGAUCGACAAGGAGGACAAGGAUAUGUGCAUGAAGGCGCUAAGACAGCUGCGUGGUGAUGCCAACCUGACGUCAGAAUUAGGUGAAAUGUUGGAAGAGCAAUCUGCACUUGAAGGUGAAAAUGUCAAGAAAAUAUGGGACAUGUUUCUAGACCGUAGUGUCCGAAGGCAGCUGAUGAUCACCACUGUGCUGGGCUGUGCCGUACAGUUAUGUGGGAAUGACACUAUGUACUACUACGCUGCAUAUGUGUUUCGUGCUGUGGGAAUUUCUGACAAAAACAUCCCAUACGUCACUAUCGGAACUGGGUGCUGUGAGCUUGUUACUGCAUUGACAAGUAAUCUGUUCGUUGACCGAGUUGGGCGCAGGUUGCUGCUUAUGGGAGGUUACGGUCUGAUGGUCAUCUGUGGAAUAAUUUUCACCAUCUCAUUGGCUCUCCAAGACAAGAUUAGCUGGAUGCCAUAUGUGAGUGUCGUUUCCAUCUUUGCAUCCAUCUUAAGCUUUGGAAUUGGCCCAGCAGGGGUAACUGGGAUCAUUCCGAUGGAGAUCUUUGACCAGACUGCAAGGCCUUCAGCUUAUAUGAUCAAUGGAUUCCUUUUCUGGAUAAAUUUUAUUAUUAUUGGGUUAACGUUCCCAUUUAUUGUUGAGGGGCUGGGCAGUUUCUGCUAUGUGCCAUUCCUUUUCCUUAGCUUCCUCUUCGUCGUCUUUAUUGGAAUCUUCCUGCCCGAAACAAAAGGAAAGACCUUUCUUGAAAUUUCCAAGGAGUUUCAUAAGCAAAAUUCCAGAGGGCUCAAGUAGACCGAGUGAAGAUAAAGCAAAGAAACUACGUUAAAGUCUGUCAAAACAUAAACAACCAAGGGUUCCUUUCUUAAAAUAAGGAUUUAAACGUUCAGGACUUGAGAGAGAAGAAAAUUCAUCAUCUGGAGGCUGGUGAAUCUUAGCAAGUCUGUACUGAUGUGCCUCUGUGGAGGCUGAUUUGCUGCACACGUCACUCGGGGUCACUUUGUGAGGUACCUCCUACACCUAAUACAGUGGCCACUGAGGGUAUGCUCUGCUGCUGAGCCCUUGCACUUCAGGGUUUGACAAGCUUUGUGUUCAGAGAUGCCCUUCUGCACCGUCGUAGUGCAUGAUUAUUGUCACCUUCCUGUCAGCUUGAACCAGUCUGGCCAUUCUCCUCUCACCUCUCCCACUAACGAGGCGUUCUCGCCCGCAAAACUGCUGCACACUGGGUGUUUUUUUUUGUUUUCUUUCACACGGUUCUCUGUAAACUCUGGAGACUGUUUGUGAAAACCCCAGGAGAUCAGCACUUUCUGAGAUGCUCAAACCACCAGGCCUGGCACCAACAAACAUUCCACGAUCAAAGCCACUCAGAUCACAUUUCUUCCCUAUUCUGAUGUCCAGUCGAAACACCAAGUGAACUUUUUGACCAUGUCUCCAUGCUUUAUGCACUGAGUUGCUGCUACUUGAUUGGCUGAUCAGAUGUUUAUGUUAAUGAGAAAAUGUGUCCAAUGCAGUGGUGGCUGAGUGUACCUGUGGCAAAGAUUGAUCGACUUGAGGGAUGUAGAGUUAGCACGAGAAAAUAAUACUGAGUGGAAAGAUUAGCCUUGAUAUUUGACAGUGAGGUGUCUCUGGGCUACUUCUAUUUCUGAUGUCCAGUUAAAUACUGGUGCUUAAUAUUUGGUCAGGCAGCAUUUGUGAGUUAGAAAGAGAGGGGUUGUUUAUGAUCUGAAACAUUAGCACAGACUUUUUUUUACCUAACCUGCUGAGUGUUUCCAGGAUCUUUGGAUUUUAUUUCAGAAUCAUAGUAUUGGUAGUUUCUUACUCAGUAUUUAAACAAUAUUCUUCCCUAUGCUUUUUUUUCUGCCUUCAUGCAGUGUGGGGUAGAGUAGCUGAUCUUUGCUGUUAGUUUUCUCUGUCACUGGGCAGGGAACCUACAGCAGAAACAGUUGUUGAUAAUCCAGGUCAUAUGUUCAAGUAUCUGCAGAUUAAUUCAUAAAAUUGAUCAAAAGAACCAACAAUUGUCAGUGAAAACUGAGUUCAUGCUUAUACUUUAUUGUCGCCAAACAAUUGAUACUAGAACAUACAAUCAUCACAGCGAUGUUUGUUUCUGCGCUUCCCGCUCCCUGGGUUACAAAUAUUAAAUAUUAAAAAUAGUAAAAAUUAGUAAAUAUUAAAAACUUAAAUUAUAAAUCAUAAAUAGAAAAAUGGAAAGUAAGGUAGUGCAAAAAAAACGAAAGGCAGGUCUGGAUAUUUGGAGGGUACGGCCCGGAUCCGGGUCACAUACCCUUAUGAGAAAUAAUUUCCCAAAGUUUAGGCAGCCCCUAGGUUUCAUAUUUUUCCAUUCCUGACAACUGUAAGCCAAUUUCUCUGUACCUGAGAAAUACUCAUUUUCCACUACUGCCCAUAUCAAAUCGCUCUACAUACAAUUGCUGUAAUUCUUUCAUUUCAUUGUAUACUCACUCUCAUAAGUAAACUAAUUGAAUAUAUAUGUAUCAUGUUAUUCACAAGCACCACAGAACACUAUUAUUGCUAUCUAGAUAAAUGUUUUACAAAUGUACAUCACAUUUGCACAAAUCAGGCCAUCCAUAGCCUGGGAACCUCUGUAGCUUUCGAACUUAAUGACAGGAAAUGCUGGAAAUACUCAUCUGGUUAGGCAAUAAUUAUAAUGGGGAAUCCAAAGUCAUGAAGGACUUCUUGACAAUGAUAGAUACUAAUCAAGAACCUAUCAACCUCUGCUUUAAAUAUACAAAUGACUUAGCUCCACAACCAUCUGUGGCAAUGAAUUCCACAGAUUCACCACUCUCUGGCUAAAUAAAUUCCCCCUCUCUGGUCUAAAGGAACAUCCUUGUAUUCUGAGGCUGUUCCCUGUGGUUACGGACUCUCCACUAUUGGAAAUUCUCUCUCCAUGUCCACUCUAUACAGGCCUUUCAAUAUUCAAUAGGCUUCAGUGAGAUCUCUCCACCUUCUAAACUCAGCAAAUACAGUCCCAGAGCUAUCAAACAUUCCUCAUCCAUCAACUCUUUCGAUCCUGGGAUCAAUCUUACAAACUUCCUCUGGACUCUCCGAUGCUAGCUCAUCUUUUUUUAUAUAUGGGGCCCAAAACUGCUCACAGUAUUCAAAAUGUGGUCUGUCUAAUGCUUUAUAAAGCCGCAGCAUUACAUCCUUGCUUUUAUAUUCUAAUCCUCUCAAAAAGAAUGCUACCGUGGCAUUUCCCUUCCUUACGCCUGCUAGUUAACCUUUCGGGAAUGCUGCAUGAGGACUCCCAAGUCCCUUUGCACCUUGAUUUUUGAAUUUGCUUUCCAUUUAGAAAAUAGUUUAUGCCUUUAUUCCUUCUACCAAAGUGCACAGCCAUACAUUUCUCUACACCGUAUUCCAUUUGCCACUUUGACCAUUUUUCUAAUCUGCCUUAGUCCUUCUGCAGACUCCCUGUUUCCUCAGCCCUACCUGCCCCUCCACCUACCUUUGUAUCAUUCACACACGUGGUCACAAAGCCAUCAACUCUGUCACCCACGUCAUUAAUAUAUAAUAUGAAACACCGACCCCUGUGGAACAUCAUUUUGUCACUGACAGCCAACCAGAAAAGGCCUCCUUUAUUCUCAUGCUUUGCCUCCUACGAGUCAGCCAAUCUUGUUAUCCUUGCCAGUGUCUAUCCUGUAAUGCAAUGGGCUCUUACCUUGCUUAGAGCCCCACCAGCGACAAAGGCAUUCUCAAAAUCCAAGUCAACAACAUCCACUGAUUCUCCUGUGACUUUCCUGCUUGUUGUUUCCUCAAAGGGAUAUCUCUGUUUCUACCUGCCCAAGUACACCUAUCCUACUUUCAACAGUGUCCUCAGCAUUGUGUUGUCAAAAAGAAGGGUGAGAGAGAUGGCAGGUGUUUAGAAGACUCGUUGAAGAUGAGAUGGGCCAUAUUGUGCUCAAUUUACAUCUGGAUUUGCACUCCCCGUUCCCAUGCUGGCCUGGUGCAGAUGCAUGUGUCCAUUUACAUAGUCUGACUGACCCCACAGUGAGGCCACAACCCGAAAUCCUGGAACUUUCUGAUAGACCCUGAAAGGAGGCAAACCAAUCAAAGUGCUUCCAAAGACCUCAUCUUUUAGAAUGUAUUAUUUUUAAAUAUCUCAGCAAUAUAGUUAAAAAUGAAAACUUUUUCAGUAUCUCUGAUGUACAAAGUCACAUAAAACAUUAAAUUAUUUCAAUGUUUAUUAAAUGCACAUUCAAACAUAUCAUUAAAAAGAUAAAAAUCAAGUACUGAAAAAUAAAUACAACUUGAAAAGAUGAUUUGAAUCAAGAAAGCAAAUAAUCUUAGUGAUGUUUUAAUAUUUAAAUACAUAUUUUCAAAAAAGGUGAACAACUUGUAAGCUUAUUUUUCAGAUUGUAUUAGUUGUUUUAAACUUUCGAAUGUUUCAAUGAAGUUGGGCAGCAGCUUGGAGAAUGUUUGAGUGAGUUCAGUGAGGACAACUCAGUGUUCAGUCAGAUAGGUGGACCCUUCAGCAUAAUACUUGGCAAUUCAGCCCAAGACGUGGAUACGCUGGCAUCAGACACUAAGCUUGACGUGAGCUGAUGAUGGGGCCAUGCGAAUCCACGACAUGCUAGCUGGGAGCAUCUGUAGUUGAGUAGCUUGGAAUCCACUGGCCACAGCUCAGCUCAGUUCACAAUGAUCUGCGACUCUCAUACUUCUGGGAUGCUGGGAGAAUCUGUAUAACAGCAGGAAAACCAAUUGCUUCACAAUCAAAAUUUGACAUUGAAAAUGGUAAUUCAUUCUCUCCAAAUGUAAGGACAUUUAUAUGGUGCACAGUAUAAAAUACCAAUAAAACUGUAUAAUAUUAUUUAUACAUUUUAAAUUAUGUAAGUUAAGCACACUUUAGUCUUCCUUGUGUUCUUUAAAGCAUAGAAGCUGAAUCAUAGAUUAGAAGACACAAGAGCAUGGGAAAGAACCUCUAGUAGUGCUGUACAUAUAGAUAAUCUGUGAAUGAAAAGUGGUGUUUAGUAAAUAAGCCAUUGCACUGAAGCAUGCUGGAAUUGUGAAGCUGAAGAUGUAAUUUUUCAACUUUGCCACCUUCCUGAUUUAUACCAAUUGCUACUAAAAUAGCCUUUGAAGAGCCUACCACAUGUAUCAAUAUCCUCAAUGCCUGCAUCAAUAAAUUAUUGAAGUGCCUGUUGAAGUAAUUGUAACAUUAAAUUAUUUAAAGUAUAAUUUCUGAAAGGUUGGAUAUAAAGCCAACCUCUGAACAAUGAACAUAUCAACUGAACAGUGUGAAAUUAAGGAAUAUUUGUUAAAGUUUCAUUUCCUUGUAACGAUGCCAAGCACCAGUAUUAUAAUAAAGUUAGGUUU